Helobdella robusta is the source of this 489-nucleotide messenger RNA. RefSeq lists its product as hypothetical. Lineage: Eukaryota; Metazoa; Annelida; Clitellata; Rhynchobdellida; Glossiphoniidae. The record is from RefSeq and is a predicted model, not a curated record. Gene Ontology annotation, cellular component: cilium. The transcript is spliced from 4 exons. Bases 1 to 489 code for a protein of 162 amino acids.
AUGAUGCAAGCACAGAAAUACAACGUAAUUUUAGUGAUUCAACACAUUCUCUUGUUGGAAGAUCUGCUCAUGAAUUCAUUCGGCAUGCUGGCCUUCCCGUCAAAUUUCACCAUUUUAAUCAUUUAUUUUGUUCAAGAUAUCUGCAUCUUAUUGUCCGCCAUAGCACUGUUUCUCGUUUUCAUUGAGACUUAUCUUUUCCAGGCCGGAUUAAUAUUUCUACUGAUUGACAAAUUUAAAAAGACGAUCUUCACCAUAUUGUUUUAUCUCUGCAUCACUGUGGCUCUCCACGCUUGGGGGCUGGUUUGUUCUUGGUCUAAUCCACUUUACUACACAGAAGUUCCCGGUUAUACAGCUUUAUAUGCCUUGCAGCGACUAACGGCAGUUGUUUACUACUACUUGUACAAAAGGACGUCGCUAAGGCUGUCUGAUCCACGAUAUUACGCUGAUUCUCAGUGGAUUCGAGAUAUGUUUGAACAGAAACAACCCUAA